Molecule: messenger RNA, 1959 nt
Organism: Mangifera indica (mango)
Lineage: Eukaryota; Viridiplantae; Streptophyta; Magnoliopsida; Sapindales; Anacardiaceae
Exons: 9
Coding region: 190-1818 (542 amino acids)
Biological process (GO): tRNA modification; mRNA pseudouridine synthesis
Cellular component (GO): mitochondrion
Molecular function (GO): pseudouridine synthase activity; RNA binding
Source: RefSeq, a predicted model, not a curated record
AUAUUACGCCUUCAUUUGCGUAUCAUCACCUUCAAGAAAUGAAACCACAAAGCCACCGCCAAAGGAACUUACGGAGCUUUUACUAUUACCACCACCGCUGCUUUAUGGACAAAGUCACGCUGAACCCAACACUCCAGAUGACAUGAACAUAGGCAGCAACAGAAACAGCUCACUUAAUCAUCCAAAGCAAUGGCAAAAUCAGUUUAUCUCACCGGCAUGUCUCUCCUCUUCUUCCGUCCAAAGCUUUUCAUUCCUUCUUCAUCUUCACCAACGCUAUCUUACUUAAUCCCUUCAUCAUUGAACGGGAGAAUCUUCUUUUCACUCUCACCGAAACGCUUCUCUACAAACUCCACUCCUUACCCUCUUCAAUAUGAAAUGAUUAUUCACCGUCCCACUCAGUCUUCUCUUUCUCAAACUCCUCGCAGUCGCCGACGAACUGCCCGAGUAAACUCGAUCAACUCUCCCGAUUACCCGGAACCGGAAUUAGAAUCGGGUUUCGAGAAUUGGGUUGAUAAGAAAUUGGAUUUUGAGAAAAAAUCAACGAAAGGAAGCCAACUACCCGGUUCGAGUAAUGUUGAAAUGAGUAAGUCUAUGAGAAAGUAUUAUAACAAGAGAAGGAAAAGAAUGUAUGGGUCGGAUUCUGAGGAUGAGUUUGGUAAGAAUGAUGAGGGUUUUGUUGAGUUGAAGCCUGAAGUUGUAGAGUUUGAUAGGUUGCAUCAAAGGCAAGAAGAGUUGUAUUUUUAUGAUACAUUUGCUUAUCCAUGGGAGAAAGAUAAGCAUUAUAAGAUGGUGUAUCAGCUGGAAAAGAAGUAUUUUCCUGACCAUUGUCUUGAUAAGGCGUUUCUUGAUACUAAUGUGGAGCAAAAUGUGAAGAAAACAAAGAAGAAAAUGGGUGGCAAGAGUAAGGAAAAAAAAGAUGAGGUUAACAGUGUAGAGGAUGAUAAAAAAUUGGUGUUUUUUGAGGAGAAAGGCGGGGGAGAAGAAAUUUCGGUUAAAAAUGUGAAUGGUGAUGCCAGCAGGGAGGUUAGUGAGAAAAAAGUGCAGGAGUUUUUUAACUGUUUGAAAAAACUUCCCAAUAAGGAAGCAGAAGUUGGUAGUGGGGAGCCUUAUGUUGCCACUAGAACUGAGCUUCCUCCAACCUGGGAUGGUCCUUUUGGAACAAUGGUUUUGAUUAACAAGCCAAAAGGGUGGACUUCUUUUACAGUAUGUGGAAAGCUGCGGCGUCUUGUCAAAGUGAAAAAGGUAGGACACGCUGGAACCCUUGAUCCCAUGGCAACUGGUUUAUUGAUUGUAUGUGUUGGUAAAGCCACUAAGUUAGUGGAGCGGUAUCAAGGUAUGAUUAAGGGUUACAGCGGAGUUUUCCGAUUGGGAGAGGCUACCUCAACAUGGGAUGCUGAUUCACCAGUUAUUCAGCGUGAGCCUUGGGAGCACAUCAAAGAUGAAGACAUAAAGAAGGCUGCUGCAUCCUUCUGUGGGGAGAUAUGGCAAGUUCCUCCAAUGUUUUCUGCCAUCAAAGUUGGAGGUGAAAAGAUGUAUGACAAAGCAAGACGAGGAGAGAGCGUUGAGCUUUCACCAAGACGAAUUUCAAUUUUCCAGUUUGAAAUUGAGCGUAGCUUAGAAGACAGACAAAAUUUAAUUUUCCGAGUGACGUGCUCUAAAGGAACAUACAUUCGAUCACUAUGUGCAGAUUUUGGGAAGGCUCUCGGCAGUUGUGCCCAUCUAACCGCUCUCCGAAGAGAUUCAAUUGGGGAUUAUUCAGCAGAUGAUGCAUGGGACUUCCAAGAGCUGCAAGAGGCAAUUACUAAAAGUUACUUAUAAUUAUUGACUGUCAUAUGCUGCUGCUUUAAUAAAUUUUGUCCGGUUUUUAUUUUGUGUUGGCACAGAAGAACUCCUGACAUUAGCCAUGGGAUUCAAUUUUUUUCUACUAAAAUCAAAACAUUAUAUGGGUGCAAGCAAUAA